Messenger RNA from Lepus europaeus (European hare), 884 nucleotides. Its product is annotated as elongation factor Ts, mitochondrial-like. Gene Ontology annotation, molecular function: translation elongation factor activity. The record is from RefSeq and is a predicted model, not a curated record. Gene Ontology annotation, cellular component: mitochondrial matrix. NCBI's taxonomy places the organism in Eukaryota, Metazoa, Chordata, Mammalia, Lagomorpha, Leporidae. Gene Ontology annotation, biological process: mitochondrial translational elongation. Bases 336 to 722 code for a protein of 128 amino acids. The transcript has a single exon.
GUCGCUGCUGCGAUCGCUGCACCUGUGCUUAGUGGCGCGGACAGGGAGCCGACCGGCGGGGCGCCUUGUGUUUCAGCCGGCCCAGCCAUGGCACGCGGUACACACGGGGCCCGGGCUGGCUUCCUCGGCCUCCAGCAAGGAGCUCCUCAUGAAACUGCGGCGGAAGACAGGCUACUCCUUUGUAAACUGCAAGAAAGCUCUGGAGACCUGCGGCGGGGGACCUCAAGCAGGGCUUCCUGAAUUCCUCUGAGCUCUCUGGACUCCCCGCUGGGCCUGACCAAGAAGGCUGUCUGAAGGAUCAGUUGGCCUUAGCAAUUGGGAAGCUGGGGGAAAACAUGACCCUGAAGCGAGCUGCCUGGGUGAAGGUGCCGUCUGGCUUCUACGUUGGCUCCUACGUCCACGGAGCAGUGCACAGCCCCUCGCUGCACAGCCUGGUGCUGGGCAAGUACGGGGCCUUCGUCGUCUGUGAGACAUCUGAACAGAACACAAACCUGGAGGACCUUGGCCGCCGCCUCGGGCAGCACGUGGUGGGCAUGGCCCCUCUCUCUGUUGGCUCCCUGGACGACGAGCCCGGGGAAGAGGCAGAAACCAAGAUGCUGUCGCAGCCGUACCUGCUGGACCCCUCCAUCACGCUGGGGCAGUACUUGCAGCUGCAGGGCAUCUCUGUGGUGGACUUUGUGCGGUUUGAAUGCGGAGAAGACGAGGUGGCAGAGGCAGAGUAGGUUCCAGAGACCCUGGGCCCAGGAGGAGCUGUUACUGUGUAGGGCUGGACAUCACUGCGAGAGUUGUUUCCUAAGCCUCCUUAAACCCCAGAUUUGUUUUUCAUUUGAGUUUAUAAUGAAAGUAUCACUUUGUGAGUAAAAUUACUAAACAAAAACGCUGUA